Lentinula edodes (shiitake mushroom) is the source of this 1539-nucleotide messenger RNA. RefSeq lists its product as uncharacterized. Lineage: Eukaryota; Fungi; Basidiomycota; Agaricomycetes; Agaricales; Omphalotaceae. Bases 1 to 1539 code for a protein of 512 amino acids. The record is from RefSeq and is a predicted model, not a curated record. The transcript has 10 exons.
AUGGAAUCGUUAGCAUUAGAUUAUGAAGAACCGAUCGUAAUCCCCGAUACUCCUCCCCUUAUGAACGCGCCGGGUCUUUCUGAUUCGAAGAAUACCUCGUCCCCUUCAAUCUUGGGCUUCAAAGACAAAGACAUCGGUAUGUUCACAAGGAUCAAGAUCGACGAGCCGAGUGAACUCAACAAUUUCGAACCGGAAAUUUGCCUGCAGCCCUCGCCCGCAAGAUCCACCAGAGCAUUUACGCGAGAAACAAAGAUGAAAGACGCGCUCGCUCGCUCUGAAGCGAAUCUCAAGGUCGCCCUUCAAGCCGCUCAGGACGCUAAGGACGAGAUCAAAGCCUUCAAAGAGGCGGAGAAGGGGCGUUUUACACCAAUUCCCAACUAUGCCUGUCAAUCUAUCGUCGACGAGAUGGAACACGGUAAUACAUCUACCGAUCGUCAGCCGUUGCAGUGGCCGCGCCAGUUUCGAUCCGGACCAGUUUCCCUUCCAUUCCCUCCGAGCAAUGGAACUUUCCCUUUCUUGCAUCCCCGAGCCCGUGCUGGGCCUGCAUCAUUUCCUAUUUUUCACUCUCUUCAGACAAGACAAACACCGUCUAUACUUGAUCGUCUGAGGUCAAACAGUGAAGCGGACAGUCAACAAGCAUCAUAUCUGACACUUGAGCGAGUACCGAGACGGAAUAGGCUGCGAAGUUUCUCUGGGUGGGAGGAGUUACUUCUCCUAUGGGACUGUCCGCAUGCGCUAGAGCUAGCAGCGCAUUGUCGAAGGGUUGUUAGGGUUCUGGUGGAACCACUCGAUAAAGCCGAGGUUGUAUGCCUUGUAAUAGAAUUUCUUCGAGCUGUUGGGCAAGGGGAAUUCCUGAGGCAGGUCGUUGUGCGACAGGAACAAUUGGGGGGUUCGACGACGGAUAUCAUUUGUCAGAAAGUCAUAUUAGAAGGGGAAGCAGGUGGCGGAUUUAUAGAUACACAUUGGUUCAACAAGCCCUCUACCAAGUUCUCCACUCAUUGCAUACGGUCUAAAACCGCGAAGUCCUCCUCGGAUCUGGCCCUUAUGCCAUUCAAGGGAGAUGUGGGCAACGGAGAUGAGCCUGAACUGUCGGGACAUGACACACUGGUACUAGAUGAGCUCAACAAACAUUGGAGUGCUCAAGGGACUAAUAGAUUCAGAACUGGUCGAGGACAAAGCAGAUCCCGUGCUAUGCAUUUCGAAUCAGUCAAAAAGCUAAGAAAAGAGAGUGAAGGGAAACAGUAUACCCAGUGUACGGAGAGCCGGUUGCUGUGUAAGGUGAUCCUGUCAUUCCAGUAUAAGGUGGGUAUAUCAAUCCGGUUCUAUGAGGUGGUUUGGUAUUGGCCUGUGAAUAGUAAUGUGGAUAUGGAUUGGAUAUUAGCCCUGUGUAAGGCAGGCUACUAUAAGAGCCUGAUCCGUAUCCAGUUCGCGCCUCGUUGUGCUAUUAUCGACAAUCUACUUCCAACCCAUUCGUCGGCGUCCAAUCCAUUCUCAACCGGACGUGAAACGGGUGUCCCAGAAAGACUUUCAAUGUUAUGA